This is a messenger RNA of Plasmodium cynomolgi strain B, 597 nucleotides long. RefSeq lists its product as hypothetical. Gene Ontology annotation, biological process: negative regulation of protein kinase activity. Gene Ontology annotation, cellular component: nucleolus. The transcript has 2 exons. Lineage: Eukaryota; Apicomplexa; Aconoidasida; Haemosporida; Plasmodiidae. The coding region runs from base 1 to 597 and encodes 198 amino acids. Gene Ontology annotation, molecular function: protein kinase binding; double-stranded RNA binding; protein kinase inhibitor activity. The record is from RefSeq and is a predicted model, not a curated record.
AUGCUGUCGGAUGGGCGGGUCAUAAAAAUGCCCGUUAAACAGGAAGAGGAAAAAGAGAAGGAAAAAGGCAAAGGGAAAAUAAAAGUGGACAAAGUACCAAAUGUUUGGGGAAGCAGUGCAGGGGCAGGAAGUGACUACUUUGAUCUUUAUCGAAAGCAAAGAAAUCAAGAAAAUGAAAGAAUCGAAUUAAUGGAAAAGAAGUGGAAAGAAUAUACACAAAAUCAAAUAUUCCAAACAUAUAGAAAAAAAAAGCUUAAAAAAAAAAAAAGACAAAUGAGGAAGAACAAAAUUAGGGAGCUACGAAAUAGUAAAAAGGCUAAAGUUCAAGGGGGGAGUGACGGGAAAACGGAAAAGGCAACCGACCAGGUGGGGGAAGACUCUUGUCCAAGCGAUUAUGAUGCUUCGAAGGAGGUGAAUAAAUCGGUCUCCUCCCAGAAGAAGCAUCAUAACCGUUCACCUACGCCUGAUGAGGAUGAGAUGGUAAAAUCUGAUAAGACAGAAUCGGGAGAGGACGAGUCUGAUAAGUUGGUGGCCCCCAACCCCGUGGACACAGAGACCUUUCUCGUGGUUAAGGAGGUGGAGGAGGAACUCUUCUAG